Magallana angulata is the source of this 3390-nucleotide messenger RNA. RefSeq names its product retinoic acid receptor gamma-like. NCBI's taxonomy places the organism in Eukaryota, Metazoa, Mollusca, Bivalvia, Ostreida, Ostreidae. The record is from RefSeq and is a predicted model, not a curated record. Gene Ontology annotation, biological process: positive regulation of transcription by RNA polymerase II; negative regulation of transcription by RNA polymerase II; cell differentiation. The transcript has 8 exons. Gene Ontology annotation, molecular function: RNA polymerase II cis-regulatory region sequence-specific DNA binding; zinc ion binding; nuclear receptor activity. The coding region runs from base 184 to 1725 and encodes 513 amino acids.
AACCAUUUCCGAUCGACAUUCCCUUUUAUUUGACGUAGUUUAACAAACGUAAACAAAACAAAAAACUUUAACAGGAACUCUGAAAUAAAGUUGGAUCUGAUUUCAUGUGAUAUGAAAAUAACCAGAGAUUUACCCACAAUUUAACCUAUUUUGUUGAAUUCGCCGUGAUCUAGAAGAACACUGAUGAUAAUGGAUGCGGAGAGUGGAGGAUCAGCUCUGUCCAGCCCCUCGGAGCCGACCAUGUCAGACGGGGCCAGUCCUCAGGAAAGGAAAAUACAGGAUGUCAAAGAAGAAGCAAUGUACAGUGCUGAGUAUGGGAACUACUUUAACAACUGCUAUACACCAAACUCCGAAGAAGACAUGGACUUUGGAUCUCAGACUUCCCCACCGAAAGUCCAGUCGUCUCCUCAGCAAAGAAAGAAGACUUUAAAAAGGCCAUGCAGUAGCAGUACUGAUGAUGUAGUGAUGACCAAGCCCGCGGCUUACAGUGGGAUGGACUCGUCCCAGGACAGCCCUGAUUCUGCCCAACAGCCCACAUCCUCCACCCCCUUCCUCCCUCCCUGUAGAGUGUGCGGGGAGAAGGCGUCGGGGUUUCAUUACGGAGUGAACACGUGCGAGGCUUGCAAAGGUUUCUUUAGACGAAGUUUAAGGAGAAAGACGGAAUACAAAUGUGUGAAAAGUGACAAGAACUGCACCAUUGCUCCAGGGAAGAGAAAUGGAUGUCCAUUAUGUCGUUAUAAUAAAUGUUUAGCUGUUGGAAUGUCCAAAGAAGCCAUAAAGACAGGAAGAUAUACUCAUGAAAAAAGGACCCAGGAUAUCCGUGAAAUCAAGCGGUUACAAAAUCAAGUGGAGGUUAAAGAGGAGGUGGAAAAACCUUCAUUGGAAAAUCAAGUAAAGUUGGCAGCUGUGAAUGAAGAAUACGAGAAAUUGGCAGAACACAUGGACAAUGCUCAGAAAACAAUGUAUGGACCUUUGCUAGCAUUCUGGACCAAUCCAAAGGCUAUUUCAAAACUGACCAGUGAUUAUGCAGAAGCGUUCAGGCUGAAGUCGGAGAUGUUUGGAAGCAUGAACAACCUAUCUAAAGAGGAGUACCAGCAGUUCUAUAGUCAGACUGGGAUUGACCUGGAUAACCGGAUGAUGCUGGUCUCAAACUUUGCCACCAACAUGGAGAAGAGCAUCACCAAGUUUGUGACCUUCACAAAGACAAUUCCAGGCUUUGCCGCUCUCCCCCUCGAGGACCAAGCCAAUCUUGUUAAAUCCUCAAGAUUCGAGUUUUGGAUGUUUGGCUUUUGGAAAUUCAUUGACGUAGAGAACAGGGUUUUAACAGGCCCAGCAAGGAAUUGCUACCACUCCUCAGAACUGUGUAAUGUGUGGAAUAAAGACUUUGUGGAAGCUUUAUUCAAUUUUGGUCAAACCUUACAUAAUCUUCAAAUGAGUGACUUAGAAAUUGCCUUGGUUCGCUGCAUUUGCUUAACAUAUACAGAUCGAUGUGAAUUAAAAAGUCCAGAAAAAGUUGAAGAAAUCCAGUGGAAAAUGAUCAUGUGUCUUAAAUAUAUCAUAGAGAAAAACCACGAUAAUUCAGAACGUUACUUGUCUCGUAUAAUGGACAGGCUGGCAGCGGUUCGCAAUCUAACGGACUGGAGUAACAAGAUCGCACAGGAAGUGAAAUUGGAUUGGCCGAUUUUACAAAGACACCCUCUCCUUCUGGAAAUGAUGUCGAUGUAAUCUAAUUACAUCAGUGAUUGAAGGGUUUCUUUGUCCUGUGUUUUAAGCAGUUUGUUAUGUGUUCCUAUAUGAUAAAAGAUAAUUAUUCAUUUCAGUGUAUAUCAUUAAGAAAACAAUUCAAUUUGAUGAAAAUCAUGUAUAGUUAUGAUUUGAUUCUGCUUUAUUUAAGAGAGCUGACUUGAUAAAUCUCUUAAUGGUAUGAUUUAAAUCCAUGUUUAAAUAUGCAUACAAAUCAAAACAGGGUUACUUGUUUGUAAUUUUGCACUUAUUUUUAAAAUUUUCUGCACAAGAUUAGAUAUACAUAUGGAAUAGGAAAGACAUUUAACUAUAUACAGUGUAUAUGAACAUGUACAAUGGUAGACGUGUUAAUUGUAUGUGCCAUGUUGGUUUAUAUCCCUCUCUCUUUCUCUACUGUGUAGAUGAAAAUUUGUAUUUUAAGUUUAAACAAUAUUUUAUUUCAAAAUGAAGUAGGAUCAGACAGCAGGCAUGGCCUAUUUUUGUCCUCUCCCUUAAGAGGUUGAAGUUUAUUCUAUUUCAGUUUUAUCCUUUUGGUAGCAAAAACACUGAUGGUUUUCCUGACACAAUAUUUCCCCACUUUCACAUUGUUAUGCAAUGAUACUCUCAGAUGUAUUUUUGGGCCCUAUUUUAAAAAAAACCACUCUACUAGUUGGAGUUUUUAAAGUACUAAACUAUGAAUUUAUCUGAUUCAGGUAGCCUGGAUGCAAUUUUUCCUUUUAGAAUCAUUUGAAAAUUAUUAAUAUCUCUUUCCAACUCAAUCAACUGAAAUGCAUAAUUUGUUCAUGUAUGAAAAAAUUCUUUUUUACUCAAAUUAUAUUUCAUUUUGGCUGUUAUUCUAUAAAACAGUAUUCUAGAAUUGCAAGACUUACGAUUUUUUUUUUCAAUUAUAAGAUUUAGAGUUUUUAUUCUUCAAAUUUUAGGAAUGUUGUACCGAGUGAAAAUUGUGUUGAUCUGUGAUGAAUGAAUGGUGCUUUUGGGCAAAUAUAUGUAAAAUGCUGGUCAUUUUAUGCAGAUGCUUGUUAUAUGAUGUGAUCACUGUAUGAUAUGCUUUAUCAAAAGAGUUUAAUUUUGUCAUUUUUUGAAUGAAAAAUAUCAUGUUUAAUAUACAUAUAAUAUGAUUCAAUAGAUGGUAGAUUUUUACCUAUAUAUAACUGUACUGUGGAAUCAUUUUUAAUUCAUAGGGCGAAUUAUCAUGUAAUGGUAGAUUUUUGUAGGGUUGUGGGAAAGUAAAUCUGUGGAUCCUGCCUUAAGAAUAUACGUACAAAUCAAAUUUACAAAAUUUGUUGAGGAUGUGAAUUCUUGGAUGAGGAGUACCUACAAAAUCCAGGAAAAUUGAGGGACCUAGAUUAUCAAUGAUUCCACAGAAGUUUAGUUUGUAAAUUGGUGCAAUGCAGUUUCUUUUGAGGAUGUAAUGUGUUUAUUUUAUAACUGGUACUAAAAAUUGAAAGGUUUAAUUCUAAAAUAUAGAUGUUUCUUUUAGAAAUAUUUUUACUCUUUAUAAUGUUUGAAAGUUCUUAAGGUAAAUUUUAUUUGGUUCCAUUAACAGGAUUGUAUUGUAUCUGUGAUAAAAGAAAGAUCAAUCUUCAAUUUGCUGUAAAUUCAAUCAAAAAGGAAGAUUACCUACAAACAUACUUAGCACUGUUAUAG